ACUAAUCGUACUCAUAGUUUAAAUCUGACUAAACUUAGAAAGACUUGGGUGCAAGUAGAACAUACAAUGAGUUCAGACAUUGCAGAGUUUGCUGUUUUACCAAAUGGAACGAAGUAUCCUGUUAUUGGGUUAGGAACCCAUAAUGUAACGGGUGGACCUGGUUCAGUCAGGAAAGCAGUGAAGUAUGCCAUAGAUAUCGGGUACAGGAGUGUUGAUUGUGCCUAUGCAUAUGAAAACGAAAAGGAAGUAGGAGAUGGUAUACAGGCCAAGUUAGAUGACGGUACAAUUAAAGAUAAAAAAGAAAUGUUUAUCACGACUAAGCUAUGGAACACACAUCAUAAUCCACGGCAUAUAAAGGAAAAUUUCCAGAAAUCGUUGGAUAAUCUUAAAGUGAACUGUGUCCAGCUGCUGGUCAUUCACUGGCCUAUUUCACUUAAGGACGGAGAUGAUUUGUUUCCCAAAGAUAAAAAUGACCAGAUGAUGUUUGCGAAUCACGACAUAAUAGAUACAUGGAAGGGUAUGGAAGAAUUAGUUGAUGCUGGCAUGGCAGAGAAUAUAGGGUUGUCUAACUUUAACAAGUCACAGGUAGAACGUAUACUACAAAGUGCCAGGAUAAAACCAUGUAAUCUGCAGGUGGAAAUACAUCCUUAUUUCUCAAAUAGGAAGCUUGCGAAUUUCUGCUUGUCAAAAGGCAUUACAGUGACGGCUUAUGCACCUCUAGCAAACCCGGACAGUCCUUUGCGAACGGGGAAAGAACCAAGUAUAUUUGACGAACCUGUACUUAAGGAUAUUGCUCAAAAGAAAGGCAAAACCAUAGCACAGGUAGUUUUGAGAUUUAUAUUACAGCGCAAUAUCAUUGUAAUUCCAAAAUCUGUAACGCCUUCUAGAAUCAAGGAGAAUUUUGAUGUGUUCAGUUUUUCCUUGUCACCAGACGAGAUGGAACAAAUAUGGGCAUUAGAUAAAUAUCCCCGAAUAUGGAUAGAGAAGUGGGCAAGUGAACACAAAGAGUAUCCAUUCCAUGAAGAAUUCUAAAGAACCGUUUUCUUUAUAAAGAACACUUUUACUUACCGGAAAAAACUUAAGCUGUAUUUUCAUUUUUCUCUUUUUUUAUUCCUUUUUAUAUUCUG
Mytilus californianus (California mussel) is the source of this 1127-nucleotide messenger RNA. Its product is annotated as aldo-keto reductase family 1 member B1-like. Gene Ontology annotation, cellular component: cytosol. Gene Ontology annotation, molecular function: aldose reductase (NADPH) activity. Lineage: Eukaryota; Metazoa; Mollusca; Bivalvia; Mytilida; Mytilidae. The record is from RefSeq and is a predicted model, not a curated record. The transcript has 10 exons. Bases 67 to 1032 code for a protein of 321 amino acids.